AUGAGGUACCUCAGAGUACCGAGAGCCUUGGUGUGGUUGGGCACUCGCGGAGCCCUACGUCCUCCACCUAUCAUGCUGCGGCGGCCGGGUCUCUGUCGUCGGCCGUCUGCCUCCGGACACACGCAUUGA
Molecule: messenger RNA, 129 nt
Organism: Colletotrichum lupini
Lineage: Eukaryota; Fungi; Ascomycota; Sordariomycetes; Glomerellales; Glomerellaceae
Exons: 1
Coding region: 1-129 (42 amino acids)
Source: RefSeq, a predicted model, not a curated record